UUGCAGUUAGACCUUGAGCCGCACGGGCAACUGCACGUGGCAAUCGAACUACAUGGCUCAAUUGCUGAAGAAUCGCACCAUGACGAGCACACUGCGGCAUUCAACCAAGAACACCGACGUAAUGCCAUGGGAAGGAAGAUCCAUGAGGUUGUUGGUCACAAUUUCAUAGCAUCUCUCUUGCAUCAGCCUUCCUUUUGUGCCCAUUGUAAAGGGUUUAUCUGGGGUUGCGGCAAACAAGGAUAUCAGUGUCAAAUCUGCAACGUUGUAGUGCAUAAACGAUGUCAUCAUGAAGUGGUGUGGAAAUGCCCUGGCAACAAAACCGUUCAAGAGAUCAUUGAGGAGCCAGGAAUGGGUCGGUUCAACAUCAACAUGCCUCAUCGCUUCUCCGUUCAUUCGUACAUGCGCCCAACAUUCUGCAAUCAUUGCGGAUCCUUGCUCUACGGCCUGGUUAGCCAGGGGCUACAUUGUUCCUUCUGCAACCUUAACGUACAUAAAAGGUGUCAGCGAAACGUUGCGAAUAACUGCGGCAUCAACCCUAAGCAGAUGGCGGCCGUGCUAGCACAGUUGGGACUCACUGGGGACAGAGUAGUUGCGCGCAGUAAGAAUGAGGUUUCUUUUUUUUCCCUUUUUUUUCCAGCGGCGUUCUGCUGGAGUUUAAUAUAUGUCUGUGUAGUCUCGAUAUAUCUCAGGGAUAGUAGUUGUGUUGCGAUUGCUUAA
Angiostrongylus costaricensis is the source of this 717-nucleotide messenger RNA. The record is from the annotation of a GenBank genome assembly. Lineage: Eukaryota; Metazoa; Nematoda; Chromadorea; Rhabditida; Metastrongylidae.